AUGUGUGAGCAUGAGGCAGCCUCAACUUCCGACAGCACUGCGAGCGGCGGAGAAGAGGGCGCCGAAUCUGAAGAUGAUAGCCAAGCAGAUGAUCCAGAAGAAAGCAUCAGCGAUGAGGACCUUCCAACCGCAAAUAUCCAAGAACGUCCAAAGCGACAAACUCGAGGGAAGCGUUGGACUGUGCUGGAUGGGAAAGAUUUGGUGGACGAUGAGGAGUUUUGGCACCAUGCCGACUUCCAAGAUGCCUCUUCCGACAGCGAGUUUCAGGGCCAGGAGGACUCCUCUGAGUCGCAGGACUCGGACUUCAGCCAGAAGACACCCGAGGAGGCGGAGCCGCAGGAGCAAGAGCCGCUGGAGCGUGCAAAACGCCGGAAGGUCACCAUCCCCGGCCUUCCCCGGGAAGGCCGGCGCCCGGCCACCGGGUCGCGCCCGGCCGGGUCUUCGCCAACGGGGCCGAAGGUGCCAAUGGUGAGGGCCAACAGGAUCCUGCGACACUCCACCAUGGAGCAACGUCAGCUACGGGACGAAACCAAGGCCAGAGCGGCCGCCGCCGAACUGGGCCUGGAUCCCGCGCCAAAGAAGGAGCCGAAGCCGUCCAUGUUGACCCAGGAAAUGCGCCUUGAGGAGGCCGUGCGCACCGAGGAGAGGAGUCGUGAAGAGUUCAAGGCGCUGCAAAGUCAAGAGGACGAGCGUCGCCGUUCCCGGCGCCAGCGGCGCAGGGUGAUGUACAACGGCCCACGGAUUCGCUUCGUCUCCAGGCUGUGCGCAGAUGCUGGCGCGGAGCCGUUGAUCGGCGGCCGCCCGGGCGUGGAGAAUUCCGUGGAAUUCAUCGAUUGCAGUUUCGAAGAGAUCUGUGGAGGCACCAGCAACUCAGGGCGCUUGUCCGCAUCUGGAGCAGUGCCGGAUCAGAUCAGUGUGGAGGCAGGCAGAAUGGAGAAGACUUUGGCAGUGCAGAGACAGUGCCAUUUGCGUGGCAAAACCAUGGAGGACUUUACUGCAGCCUGUGACAUCGUGAGCUUCAAGGAUGAUCCGUUCGCUGGCGCGGACAGUGGUGAGGAGGUGGUGCAAAACGUUUUUGAGCGUUUGGAUGCAGAGGCAAGGAGGCAGAAUACUUCUAGUGAUGCACUGCUUGCGAAGAAGAAGACGGAAUGCGACAAACAGCCACCGGCCGCACCAGGCGUACAGAUGCUGUGUUCUAUUGUUCUCCGAGGCGAAGCAGCGAAGUCCCGCGAAGAAGAUGCAAAAAAGGCUUAUUGCCUCUGGCUGCUCUGUGCCAUUUUACUGGUGGUGAUACCUCUCUUCGCGACCUUUGCCACAGAGAAUGUUUGGGUGAAGGAAAGCUUCUACAGGGCGCAGCCUGCGGUUUCCUUCACCAAUGAGCUUUUUCUGAUUGCUUCCGGGGACACUGUGAACAGCGCAGUGGGGUGGAGCAAUCAGCCGUCCUUGCAGAGCCUUUUGCCACCGGAGGUCAAAGUCCCUCUGGUGCGAUCCAGUUUCAGCGAUCCCAACCAUGACGGUGUUGCAGAUACCUUGAAGCUGAGUGUGGAGCUUCCAUCGAGCAGCAUGCGGCACCUGACGCUGCUGGCAGUCUAUGAGGUAAAGGUGCGGGGGAAGGUCUCGGAGGAGCUGAGUGGGCUCAUGGCCCUGGACCUUUCCAGCCCCUACUUGGCCUCUGGGCUUUCCGUCUAUGGCCAGAUGGUCUUCAGGCCAUGGAAAGAGGAACACUUAACAAAGGGACAGUUCACCCAAAAUGGUUGA
Molecule: messenger RNA, 1758 nt
Organism: Cladocopium goreaui
Lineage: Eukaryota; Dinophyceae; Suessiales; Symbiodiniaceae
Source: the annotation of a GenBank genome assembly